Molecule: messenger RNA, 1515 nt
Organism: Cannabis sativa
Lineage: Eukaryota; Viridiplantae; Streptophyta; Magnoliopsida; Rosales; Cannabaceae
Exons: 3
Coding region: 289-837 (182 amino acids)
Source: RefSeq, a predicted model, not a curated record
UAAUGAUUAGUGGAGUUUGAAUAUCUUCAAUAUUCAUCCGUAGUGAAGUAGGUUCUGCGAAUAUAUGUGCUGCGGUGGGAUGGAUGAACAAACUACUGUUAUAUAUGUGUUAUUUGUCGUUAUACAGGCAUGUUCAAAAUUUUUGGGGUCAUUCAAUUACAACCGUUAUGCUGCCGAAAUUUCGGUAGAAUUUAGAUAAAAUUUGAUAUAUAUAUUAUGUUCUGUUUUGUUUAGGGUCCACUCGCUCAACCGCCCUCAAGACGUGAUGCGUCAAAGGGGAAAGCUUCGAUGCUUUCUCCACAAGGCCGUGGUGCACGGGAAGAUGACUUGUUCACGGAAGAGAAGAUGGCGUUGAUCCCUAAUUCGCUAAAAUGGAUGAUUCAUGAAUUCCUAAGGCUCAAAGAUAAACGUGAUAUAAUCACAAUUCCUGUCCCCCGAGCAUUCAUUGCACCGCGUACCCAGAUCACGUUAUCUGGAGAGGAUUUGCAGCAGGUUGCUACGUGUGACUACAUCGGCAACCAGGGAAUGCUGUUUGGAAUGAUGCACAUAUGGGAGAGCAUCAACGGUCUGAGAAAAAUUUUCAAGUUUUACGACCCAGAGCUUCUCACAGUGCAUGGGAUCAACGAUGAAGAACAGAGUCAGUCUUUUGACGAUGCGGCAAGACGAUUGGCUAAUUGGUUAUCAUUAAUGAACAACAACCACCAAAUGUUCUUUAUUCCUUGGAAUAUCGGGAUGCAUUGGACGCUAGUGGUGGUUGCGCCAAGGAAAAUUAUCCAUUUAAACCCUGUAAAAGGUCGCCCAAUUGCCGAAGAAAUAGAACAAAUGAUCGGAAGGUAAUAAUUUAAUGACUUCUUAUGUAACGAAUUUAAAUUAACUAACGAAUUGAAAUGCUAAUAUAAUUUUCCUAAACAGGGCAUUCAUGUAUAUAGGGGACGCACAUCAGUAUCUUGGCCCGUGGCAAGGAAUUUCACAAGCAAACUGUCCAAGACAACCUAAAAGCCAAGAAUGCGGUUUUUAUGUUUUGAAAUAUAUCACUGACAUCGUCGCACGUGCCAACCCCAACCGUUACAUACAAGAUCAAAAAGCUGUAAGUUUUAAUUAUUGAUCAUAGUAUAUAAAUUUUAUAAUAACAAAUAUAUAAUAUACAUAUACAUAAACUAAUAUAAAUUUUUAAUUUUUUUAACAGUUUGGUGGUAAGAAGCAAUACGAUCCAAAAACAGAAUUGUUACCACUACAGCGAAAGUGGAUCGAACAAUUGAUGGCGGUGAUUCACGGUGACGAUUGAGGUUCAAAGGACGAAGAAUUUUUCUUCAUUAUGUUAUUUUUAUAGAUUAACUUGUAAUUAGAUUUAUUAACUUAUUAAUAUUUUUAACUAAUUUUACAUGUUUGUGUAAUAUUUAAUUACUUUUAUGAAAUCAAAUUAUGUUUUUACCCAAAUUUAAUUACUAUUUAAUUUAAAAUGUAAUUAAUAUAUAAUUAAAUUAAAUAAAUAUGUAAUUAAUAUAUAAUUAAAUU